CCUCCUACGGAUCCGUGAUGUUGCAUCCUCCGGGCGAGUCGAGGCGCUUGCAAAGCCUCGGCGUCUCUGGUGCCUGAGAUCUGUGGAGGCGUGGGGGGGGCAGCAAUCGGCAGGCACUGCGCUAGCACGGAGGAGGAGGAAAGGUCCUGGCCUUACACCGCUCUCUCUCUCCCGCUUCCAGUAUCAUCCUCGGCAUCACCAUCAUCAUCAUCACUCUCAUCCGUUAGAAGGAUGGGGGGGGGGGGAUGCCGUUAGUUAAUGGCUAGAUCGGUGUUAUCAUUCUAGUAUUAUUAUUAUCAUCAACAACAACAACACACAUUAUAAUAAUCAGUUUACAACAAAAAUAAUAUUAGCUUAUGACUACAUCAGUCAUUUUCAUCAUUCCAUUAUCAUAACCAUCAUCCUAAUCUGUAUUGUUAUUUGUAAUAUUAAAUCUCUGAUUAAUUGCAAAAACCUUGAACGUGCGGCGUUGACAACUGAAAGAGCGCUAGCGAGGCCAGCUAAUAGUCGUGGCACGUACCGCGAUUAUAAUGAUCAGUAUGAGUGACGACACUUCGCCGUUACUGUGCCGGGACCUCGCAUGGACUCGUAUCCUCAGAAUGGACACGGAAUGGUGCUGAAACGGAGCCAAAUUGCCUCGCUCCUCCGGCGCUGGACCAGGGAUCAAACACCAGGUGAACGCGCGAGGGGCGCAAGCGUCUGGGCCGCCCGCUCCUCCGCGCUGGUCUAACCCUCGCACCCGCCGCCCGCCAUCGCGCACGCACGCCCCUCCGCGGCCGAGCCAUGCCUCUUCCGUCGCCGCCACCGCCGCACCGCUGCCACCGCCGGCACCACCACCACCACCAGCGCCGCCGCGCGUUCCCCCUGCUCCUCGCGCUUCACGCCGCCGCCGCCGUCGUCUGCUCGGCCUCGCGGCCCGAGCCUAGCCCGGGCCGCAAGGAUGCGGAGAAGGAGCAGGAGCUGCUGGUCGGGGGGCUGUUCCCCGUGCACGAGAAGGGCGACGGCUCCAAGGACUGCGGCCCCAUCAACGAGGCGCGCGGCAUCCAGCGCAUGGAGGCGAUGCUGUUCGCGCUCGACCGGAUCAACGAGGACCCGCGGCUGCUGCCCGGAGUGCGGCUCGGCGCGCGCGUCCUGGACACGUGCCUCAAGGACACGUACGCGCUGGAGCAGGCGCUCGAGUUCGUGCGCUCGUCGCUGCAGAAGGUGGACGGCACGGACUUCAUGUGCCCUGACGGCACGUACGCCAUCCACGGAGGGAACGCGCAGCCCAUCGCGGGGGUCAUCGGGGGGUCUGACAGCAGCGUCUCCAUACAGGUGGCCAACCUGCUCCGGCUCUUCCAGAUCCCGCAGAUCAGCUACGCGUCGACGAGCGCCAAGCUGAGCGACAAGUCGCGCUACGACUACUUCGCUCGCACCGUGCCGCCCGACUUCUACCAGGCCAAGGCGAUGGCGGACAUCCUGCGCUUCUUCAACUGGACGUACGUGUCCACCGUGGCGUCGGAGGGCGACUACGGCGAGACGGGCAUCGAGGCCUUCGAGAACGAGGCCCGCUCGCGCAACAUCUGCAUCGCCACGUCGGAGAAGGUGGGCCGCUUGACGAGCCCCGACUCGUACAAGGGCAUCGUCCACAACCUCAUGCAGAAGCCCAACGCCCGAGUCGUCGUCCUCUUCAUGCGCAGCGACGACGCCAAGAACCUGCUGGCCGCCGCGACCAGCAACAACACGUCCUUCCUGUGGGUGGCAAGCGACGGGUGGGGCGCCCUCGAGAACGUCGUAAAGGGCAACGAAAAGGCCGCCCUGGGCGCCAUCACCAUCGAGCUGUCGUCGUUCCCCGUGCAGGAGUUCAGCGAAUACUUCAAGUCGCUCAGGCCCAGCGCCAACGAGCGCAACCCGUGGUUCCGCGAGUACUGGCAACACAAGUUCCAGUGCACUCUCCCCGAGCUGCCGCACCUGGAGAACGAGUGCAGCCAGCAGCGGAGCCUGAACGACAAGAACUUUGAGCAGGAGUCGAAGAUCAUGUUCGUGGUGAACGCGGUGUACGCCAUGGCGCACGCUCUGCACAACAUGCAGAGGUCCCUGUGCCCCAACACCACGGGGCUCUGCGAUGCCAUGAAGCCCAUCGAUGGCAAGAGACUCUACAAGGAGUUCAUACUCAAGGCACAGUUCGACGCCCCGUUCCGCAACGACUCGAGGGUUCGCUUCGACAAGUUCGGCGACGGCAUCGGCCGCUACAACCUCUUCAACUACAAGCAGACGGGCAAGCGCUACACCUACACCAAGGUGGGCUACUGGGCCGAGGCUCUGCACCUGGAGACGAGCCGCAUCCAGUGGGCCAAAAACUCCGUGCCCGUGUCGCAGUGCAGUGACCCAUGCGCCAAGAACGAGAUGAAGAGCAUGCAGCCCGACAACUGCUGCUGGAUCUGCAUCCCGUGCCAGCCCUACGAGUUCCUGUUCGACGAGUUCACCUGCUUGGAGUGCAAGCUGGGCAGCUGGCCCACCGACGACCAGACGGGCUGCUACGACCUCCCGGAAGAGUACAUCAAGUGGGAGGACGGCUGGGCCGUGGUGCCCGUCACCAUCUCGUGCCUGGGCAUCGUGUGCACGCUGCUGGUGGCCGCCGUCUUCUUCAAGCACAACGACACGCCCAUCGUGAAGGCCUCGGGCCGCGAGCUCUGCUACAUCCUGCUCUUCGGCGUCUUCAUGUGCUACAGCAUGACCUUCUUCUUCAUCGCCAAGCCGUCGCCGUCCGUGUGCACGCUGCGGCGGCUGGGCCUGGGCACGUCGUUCGCCAUGUGCUACGCGGCGCUGCUCACCAAGACCAACCGCAUCGCGCGCAUCUUUAACAGCGUCAAGGAGGGCGCCCAGCGGCUCAAGUUCAUCAGCCCCGCGUCACAGGUGCUCAUCUGCAUGGCGCUCAUCUGCUGCCAGGUCCUCUUCAUCAUCGCGUGGCUCGUCGUGGAGCCGCCCGGCGACCGCAGGGACACGUCGCUGGAGAAGCGCAACGUGGUGACGCUCAAGUGCAACGUGCAGGACUCCAGCAUGCUCAUCUCGCUGGGCUACGACGUGAUCCUGGUGGUGCUGUGCACCGUCUACGCGUUCAAGACGCGCAAGUGCCCCGAGAACUUCAACGAGGCCAAGUUCAUCGGGUUCACCAUGUACACCACGUGCAUCAUCUGGCUCGCCUUCCUGCCCAUAUUCUACGUGACCUCCAGCGACUACAGGGUGCAGACCACCACGAUGUGCGUGUCCGUGAGCCUGAGUGGCUCCGUGGUGCUUGGCUGCCUCUUCGCCCCCAAGGCUCACGUCAUCCUCUUCCAGCCACAGAAGAACGUGGCGAGCCUCCGCGUCGUCACCAACCGCUUCAGCGUCUCGGGCUCCGGCCCCUCCAGCUCAUUCAGCCAAGUCCCCUGCCGAGGGGUGCCUACCGUGUGCAACGGAAAGGAGGUGAUCGACUCCACGACCUCGUCGCUUUGAGGGCCCCCUGUCGCCAGGCACGAAGCACAGCACGAACGAGCCGCAAGUGGCGGAGUUUACUUUGAUUUUGAUUUCCAGAGUACCUCCAUCCACUGCCCGCCUAAAAACGGCGUGUCCUCAAAAAAAAUAGCGGAGUGAUUCAAGGGAGUGAAGUGGUGGCAUCCCCCCCGGUUACAAAGGUUGCCAUCAGUUCUGGUCUUCACAGGAUUGCCCUUUUUGUUGUUGUAGGGUUGUAAAAUUUGGUUUGCCAGGAUAUUCAAAAUCUUGUUUUUUGUCACUUGCCUAAUAAUACACUGCUCAAGACAAUAGAUUGACAUGUAAUAUCCCAUCUUUCCCUUAUUUCUUAGAUAUUUUUCUCAUGUCCCACUUUUUUUAUUUAAGUUCAGAGGUGGCAAACUGAUGCUGCAGUGUAUCCAUUUUAUUAACAAAACCGCGGUUGUUUCCAUGAAGAUCAACUUUUGGAAUUUUAUUUUUUUAAGCGAUAAACAAAUAACAUCGGAGCAAAAACACAAACCGUAUACAAUUAUCAAGAUAUGCCAUCACUUUUAAAAGUAAUAAUAUUAACAAAAUCCUGACCUGGUCUGGAGGGUGUGGAAGAGCAGUACUGCACUGCACUGCUCCCAGCACAGUGCAGUUCAGUACACAACUAAAGUAAAUGGAACACAUUGCGGUGAUGGAGGUACUGCCCGGCGCUGCGUGGAGACCAAACGACGCACCGGCGUUGCUUUGCAUGCCGCUCGCUGUUUAAGCUUCGCGAGUUCGAGUUCAAAACGUUUCCCCGUGGUUUUUUUUUGUUUAACCCCGAGUACGCACUUGGAGAUGUUUUAGGCGUUCGCCCACUUCGAGAGCGAUGGAAUGAGCCGCGGGGGAGCGUAAACAUGCGAGCCCGCUACCACAAAUUGUCGAAAAGCAGUCCGGCAUAUUUUUGAUCAUCUCCGCGACGAUUUGAGAUCAGCUGGGUGCAGAGUGAAGCAAUUUCACCUUCGCCGACACAGGAGUUUGCGGUUCAGAAAUUCCGCAGGUGCAGUUCUGAUGAGUUUAACGAUGCCCUGUGCUAACCCUCAUUCUGAACUCUGUUGUAGUGGUGUGAUGAACGGAAGCAUUGGAGCAGCAAAUGAGUUGCGCAGAGGUUCAGUUAACGGGAGAGGUUCGUUCAGAGACACAAAAAACAACAACUGUGGAAGAAAUAAGCGGCGUCUUGAAAAAAAACCGUGCCAAUUCACGGGAAAGCUUUGUUGUCCUGCAAGUAGUGUUUUAGUGAUCGUAGGAAGAUGAAGUGAAGUUAAUUUGCGUGGCCAUACAAAUACAAAAUGACCACAUGUUAAUGGUUGUGUGUCAAUGAAGCCGUGACAAGUUAUCUUGAUAAAGACAAACGUGCGUUAUCGAGUUUUUCCAGGACCACCACUUCAUAACAAAAAUCAUUCAGGCCAUCAGGUGCCCAACAUGGGUAUUGUUUUCCUUACAUUUGUGCUACCACUAACAGCAAUGUAUAGUUUGGUAACGAUUUGUAUGUUACUUUACUUUUUACUCUGAAUCAAACUUAAACAAAAAUGACAUUAGAAAUAUUGUCACUAGUUUUUGGUGCCGCCUAUAUGAUUGCAUCUGGUAGACGACACGCCUAUCAAAUGCAAUACAAAUUGGUUUUAUACAGAACUCCAAGCGUGAAGAGAGUGCAGUUAUAUAAAAGCCCGCACACAGGCGUGCACAAAUCCACACUUGCUGUCACUGCGAUUUUUACAGCAUCGGGGGUAGCAAAUGACCUCUAUAAAUGUGCCUCCCUGAAAAAUCAAUUUUCUUAACACUGACCUUUUUUUAAAAAGAAAAUGGCAUUAAAAAUGUAUACGGUAAUGUAGUGCAAUAUCCUGUCGGUACAAAAACAAACACACACACACACACGGACUCGGCAGUGGUUCUUGCCACAGCGUGAG
Molecule: messenger RNA, 5402 nt
Organism: Lethenteron reissneri (Far Eastern brook lamprey)
Lineage: Eukaryota; Metazoa; Chordata; Hyperoartia; Petromyzontiformes; Petromyzontidae
Product: metabotropic glutamate receptor 3-like
Biological process (GO): G protein-coupled receptor signaling pathway
Cellular component (GO): membrane
Molecular function (GO): G protein-coupled receptor activity
Source: RefSeq, a predicted model, not a curated record